Messenger RNA from Choloepus didactylus (southern two-toed sloth), 1849 nucleotides. RefSeq names its product dual specificity phosphatase 28 (gene DUSP28). The coding region runs from base 72 to 860 and encodes 262 amino acids. Gene Ontology annotation, biological process: protein dephosphorylation. Lineage: Eukaryota; Metazoa; Chordata; Mammalia; Pilosa; Megalonychidae. Gene Ontology annotation, molecular function: protein tyrosine/serine/threonine phosphatase activity. Gene Ontology annotation, cellular component: cytoplasm. The record is from RefSeq and is a predicted model, not a curated record. The transcript has 2 exons.
UGCGCGGCGGCGUCCCCGGCCCCGCCCACCCAGCUGGGCAACCCGACCCCCGGCGGCGGCGAGCCCAGCCAAUGGGAGAGGAGGCGGCGGCCCCACGCUCGGGCCGGCCAAUGAGGACGCGGCCAGGGCCCUGUGGGCGGGCCCCGCUCCGGCAUAACCCCUCGCGCCUGGGGCGGGCCAGAGCGGCCGGAGUCUCGCGCACCGGGGUGCGGCCCGCCUCUCGGAGGCCUGGAGGACCUGAAGCCGCCCUGCGGGGCCGCCCGCCCGUCUACAGACAGGGCCCCAGGACGCGGUGCCCGAGAGGGGCCAUGGGCACGGGUCGAGCCGGGAUUCGCGAGGCCGCCGAGACCGCGCCGCCGCCGUUUGUGCGCGUCGCCCCCUCGCUCUUCCUCGGGAGCGCGCGCGCUGCGGGCGCGUCGGAGCUGCUGGCGCGCGCGGGCGUCACGCUGUGCGUCAACGUCUCUCGCCAGCAGCCCGGCCUGCGCGCGCCCGGCGUCGCCGAGCUGCGCGUGCCCGUGUUCGACGACCCGGCCGAGGACCUGCUGGCUCACCUGGAGCCCACCUGCGCCGCCAUGGAGGCCGCGGUGCGCGCCGGCGGUGCCUGCCUCGUCUACUGCAAGAACGGCCGCAGCCGCUCGGCCACCGUCUGCACCGCCUACCUCAUGCGGCACCGCGGCCUCAGCCUGGCCGAGGCCUUCCAGGCCGUGAAGCGUGCCCGCCCUGUAGCUGAACCCAACCCUGGCUUCUGGUCUCAGCUCCAGAAGUAUGAGGAUGUUCUCCAGUCCCAGUGCUGCCUGCCCAGAGAGCCUCCAGGGGCAGUUUCAAGCCAGGAAUGUUCCACAGUGAAAGAUGGCCCCUAGCAUGGGCCUCAGUUCCUCCACCUCUCCAGACUGUGCACCCCGAGGACCCUGAGCCCCCAGAGCAGGAACUCGGGUGACACUUCAGCUCUCCAGGCUGACGGUUUGUGCACUGAAGAGAGAGUGCACUUUCUUCUCCUUUCUCACUGGCAGAAGAGCUCCUGAGUCCUGCCCUCAGAGUGAGUUUUCAUUUUUCCCCCUAAGCUUCAUCGUACUGCAGGUGCAGAGGGUCUCUGUCUCCGCUUGGUGGUGGUACAGGGGCCAUGGAGAAGGGGGCCAGGGGCCCCACAGACACCUAAGACAGAGCACCCCUCCCUCCGCCCAGCCUUGGUUUUUGGAUAGGGUUUGGUCAGGAAAAUCAAAACCACUUGAGGCAUUUUACACAGAAAAACAUUUGCUGCAAGGGAUGGAGACUGGGUGAGCUGAGGUCAAGAGCCGCUGCUGCCUUUCAGGAGAUCUGUGAGUGUGGAAAUCACGCUCACUCUGACAGGGCAGCUCUCGGGGGGUGUGCAGAGCUGCUGGGCACUCAUGGCUUCCCCAGCCCCCCACCUCCCAAACUCACCCUGGUCCUAUCAGCACCAAACUCAGGAUCUGGCCGGCAAGAUGGUGGCGAUGCCCAGGGAUGGGCUUGCGGCUGCAGCACACGAGAGAGGACAUGAGGACAUGCCAGCAGGCCCCCAGCACGGGCCCCCGACUGCUCAGAGUGAACCCCCGAGCACCCAGCCCGGGCUGUCCUUGGCUGCUCAGGGUCCACACCUACCUCUCCUCAACCCCCCAGUGUCACGAGAACACUGGGCUCUGAGUUCAGACACAACUUCCCCCGGACAUCCUGUGACCUAAAGACUCAGAAAAUUAAUCACCAUCAACGCUCCUUAAAUAAGGCGGUGGGGAAAGAGAAGGGAAGAAAUGGAUAAUGUAUAUGAACUAUAGAUGACAUAGUCAUUGUUAACACAUUCAUAACGGGGUCACGAAUAAAAUGCUGUGGUCCGGGG